AUGUUGAGCUCUGGAGCCUGGACUCUGCCAACAAGAACAGUCGUCAGGAACAAGCUGCUGCUGAUCUCGUUUGAUGGUUUCCGUUGGGACUAUGACCAGGACGUGGAGACACCAGAACUGGACCAGAUCAGCACCGACGGCGUCAAAGCAAAGUACAUCACACCCCCUAUGCUAACGAUGACAUCACCGUCACACUUCACCACCAUCACUGGUCGCUGGGUGGAGGGCCAUGAAGUCGUCCACAACAUGAUGUUUGACCAGAAAACAAACCUGAAAGUUCCGCACAAACAGACGCUGAGACGAUCAGAGUGGUGGGACACCGGAGCCACGCCCCUUUGGAUCACAGCCCAGGACCAGGGCCUGGCGGUUGGCUCGUUCCACUUCCCGGGGGGCGGAGCCAACUACAGCGGUCAGGUGGUACAGCGUCAUGUGUUUGAAGAGGCUGGUUUCCCUGACGACAAUGAGACAGAGUGGCGUUUGAACGUGGACACGGUGCUGGACUGGCUUCACCGUGACGACCUGGACCUGGUCACGCUGUACUUUGGCGAGCCCGAUAACGUGGGGCACGCCGUGGGGCCGGAGACGCCGCAGCGGCGCGCCAUUGUGCGGCAGAUCGACCGCACCCUGGGGUAUCUGCGGGAGGGCAUCCGGGCGCGGGGCCUGGAGUCACGCCUUAACGUCAUCCUGACCUCCGACCACGGCAUGACCACGGUGAAGAAGAGGCCGGAGGUGGACGAGGUCAUCCUCAACCACUACCUGCCGCUGCUGCGUCUGGCCAGCUUCGAGAUCCUGGACUACGGCGGCUUCGGGAUCUUGACGCCGCGCCCCGGACGAGAGGCCGAGGUCAUGGUGGCGCUCGCCAACGUCCCCAACGUGACGGCGUACCGCACCAGAGACCUCCCACCGAGCUUCCACCUCGCCAAGAGCUCACGCCUGCCCCCAGUGGUCAUCCAGGCCGACCUGGGCUUCAACCUGAACUCGCGCUUCAUAGUGUACGUGAACAAAGGGGACCAUGGGUACCACAGUGGAGAGAUGGACAUGAAGACCAUCUUCAGAGCAUUCGGACCAGACUUCAGACAGAACCAUGUGUCAGAACCUUUCGACAGCAUCCACCUGUAUCCUUUGAUGUGUCGCCUGCUGCGGAUCUCACCUGGUCCUCACGAUGGUUCUGAGGAGGUGACCAGGGGCCUGCUGAGAGACUCGUCCUCGCUGCUCCGGGCGUCUCUUCUUCUUCUUCUGUUGUCUGUGAUGUCAUCGGCUCUGAUCUGA
Knipowitschia caucasica is the source of this 1269-nucleotide messenger RNA. The record is from the annotation of a GenBank genome assembly. Lineage: Eukaryota; Metazoa; Chordata; Actinopteri; Gobiiformes; Gobiidae.